This is a messenger RNA of Engraulis encrasicolus (European anchovy), 2550 nucleotides long. RefSeq names its product oxidoreductase NAD-binding domain containing 1 (gene oxnad1). Gene Ontology annotation, molecular function: oxidoreductase activity. The record is from RefSeq and is a predicted model, not a curated record. The transcript has 8 exons. Lineage: Eukaryota; Metazoa; Chordata; Actinopteri; Clupeiformes; Engraulidae. Gene Ontology annotation, cellular component: mitochondrion. Bases 249 to 1169 code for a protein of 306 amino acids.
UAUGUCUGACAAGUUUGCUGUUGGAGCAACGCAUGUUAGCGACCACACAGGCCUACUGAUUUCAUAUAACAGUUGCGAAAGAAGCGUCGUUAGCCUGUUGGCUAGUUGACAGCUCCACCGAUGAAUAGACAUCUUGCGAGAAGAAACUGCCCCGAUCUAGUUCAAAAAGUUGGGAUGCCCUCACUGCACUUUACACCGGAUUUACAGCCAAAUUACAGAGCUAGGGGCAGAUAUCAGAAGGAGUCGAGAUGACUCCUCCUUGCUUAUUCACCUCGGCGGCCAGAAACAUCUCUUCUGGAAUAACGGGCUUUCUUCGACAAGGGACAUUGUGUUCGUGUGCAUUCACCCGCAGACACAUGACAACUCGUAGACAGACUGAUCACCUGGAGAGGACAGCCAGCAACUACAGACAAAUGAGCAUCUUCCCGGCGCGUGUGAGUGGCAUCAGUAUGGAGUCUGACAGCGUGAGGAGGCUACAGCUGGAGGUCAAGGGGUUCACAUUCAAGGCCGGACAAUGGGUGGACUUCUUCAUUCCAGGGCUGGAGAAAGUGGGCGGGUUCUCCAUGUGCUCCGCCCCCAGCCUGCUGCAGAGAGAGGGCGUGAUCGAGCUGGCUGUCAAAUACACACCGCACCCCCCCGCGCACUGGGUACACACCAAGUGUGCGGUGGACUCGAAAGUUGCUGUGCGAGUGGGCGGAGACUUCUACUAUGACCCCGCCCCUGGCGACGCCCCAGUGGACCUGCUGUUGGUGGCUGGGGGCGUGGGCAUUAACCCUUUAUACUCCAUCCUGCUGCACGCGGCCGACCUGCUGCGCAGCUCACACACACCUGGCAACCGCCUCCCCUCGCCAGGACACACACAUCUCCUCUACAGCGCCAAGAGCACACAGGAGCUGCUCUUCAAGAGCACGAUCAUGGAGAUGUGUCGGGAGUUUCCGGGGAAGAUCUCCUGCAGCUUUAACGUCACGCGGCAGACGGAAGACAUCGACCAGGAGCUGCAGCCAUACUCCAGAUAUGGGCGUAUCUCCCAGGAGCAGCUGCGCCCCCUGGUGACGGAGCGGACGCUGUGCUACAUGUGCGGCCCCCCUCCCAUGGUGGAGAACGCCUCCGACAUGCUGGUCGCAGCCGGCCUAUCAGACGACCGCAUACGCUACGAGAAGUGGUGGUAGAAGGACAUAUACACACACACACACACACUCUCUCACAAGACUAUACGCUACGAGAGGUGGUGGUAGACGGAUAUACGCACACACACACACACAACAAACACACACACUCAAUCUUCCCACAAGACCAUGCGAUAGGAGAAGUGGAGGAGACACAGACACAUGCUGGUCUACGCUUCUACUCUCGGCCAAUCUCAAGACUAUGAGAAGUGGUAGCAGGGAGACAUGCUCAACGCCCCCACCCUCACUCUCCCGCAAGACUGUAGGCUACCAAAGCGGGUGGUAGAAACAAACACUAGCAGUCAGGGAACACCAAUGGUCUGCCUGACGCUCUUAUGCGCUACGAGAAGUGGUGUUAAAGAGACACGUACCGGUACUCAGUGCUGCGACUCCUAACCUCACCCUCACCCCCACUCCACAAUGCCAUCGACUUGGCCAAUGCCUGAACCUCUCUCCCCCUGCAGCAGUGGCACACAGAUUGUUAAAAUCUCCUGCUUGUACGUGGAGCUUUGUUUGCAACGUAAAAAACAACAUUCAGGGAGGUUGGGAGAUCUACUACGGAAACGACCUACUUUUGGACUCCGGACCUUCUACUGUGUUGAAACACACCAGCACAGACUCAAUCACUCUACCAGGUGAAAAUCUUAACUUUGGUUUAGCCUAGAGCCAGAGAACUAAACGUAAUCUUCCACUUCCAUCCUCUGCUGUGCACUCAGCUCGACUACUAGUAACCGGUACUGUGGUAUUCUGGGAAGGGGCGUUUCUGAUGACACCAGGGUCUUGACCAAUCAGGAGGAAUGUAGCCCUUAUGACAUCAGAAAUUCUCCACUUCUUCCUGAUAGCCUGUGAUUUACGACUUAGAACACACCCCUCUAGAAUACUUUGUUGUUGCCAGGGAAAUGCUUUCAAGAAGACGGAUGUGAAUUCUCUGGGUGUUUUGAGAGUUUAUAUUAACGCACAACUUUACAUGUGGACUUUUUUGAAUGGAAAAAAAAAACUUCAUUUGAACUGUAGGUGCAAUUUGAACUGAAGGUGUGGAAUGAACUGAACUGACACAGACAAAACUAGAGAGAUCUUCCCCCACCAGAUUUUAAUAUCAUUUAAUAUCAUAUAUUUUUUUUAAUAUAUGAUGAAUAAUAUAGUUUCUUUAAAUGGCUUUUUAUUUAUGCUACACUUAAAGAGUGCAUAAAGGCAUCUGUAGGUGUGCUCUGCUCAGUGCUUUACAUACAGGCUUUGCCAAGUGAGGAGAGGAGUCCUCUGUACAGCAGAAAUGUACAUUACAGUAUUUAUACAAAAGACUGCCUUGGAAUAUUUGUUGUAAUGCUGUGAGAACAUGAACAAUGUUAAAGUUGCAUUUUUAAAUAUAAAAAAAACAUUUGUGGGA